Molecule: messenger RNA, 6395 nt
Organism: Chroicocephalus ridibundus (black-headed gull)
Lineage: Eukaryota; Metazoa; Chordata; Aves; Charadriiformes; Laridae
Gene: B3GALT6
Product: beta-1,3-galactosyltransferase 6
Exons: 1
Coding region: 301-1344 (347 amino acids)
Biological process (GO): glycosaminoglycan biosynthetic process
Cellular component (GO): Golgi membrane
Molecular function (GO): UDP-galactosyltransferase activity
Source: RefSeq, a predicted model, not a curated record
CUCCUGCCCCUUCUCCCACAAGGCAGGCGGCGAGGGGAGCGGCGGCGGCGGCCCUCACCGGCUCCGCUACAGGUAGGCAGGGACGGAGCCGCUUCUCCUCCCGCCCCGAGCCGGCGCUUCCCCGAGGUAGACGGGGGAAAAGGCAAGGAAGGAGACAUGAAGCCACCUCUGAGGGACGGCGAAGCGCGGUGAGGGCUCCCACAGGAAUCUUGUCUCCUCCUGGCGGCCGUAAAGCCGUUCCUGCCGAAAUAAACCUUCGGGGCGGCACGGGCCGGCUCGCCCCGUUGAGGCCCCGCGGCCAUGAAGCUGCUGCGCUUGCUGUGCCGCCACAAGACGGCCCUGGGCCUGGGCGGCCUGUCACUCUUCGCCGUGGUCCUGCUUUACCUGGCCAAGUGCACCUCCGAGGGCCUCCGGCCUCUGCCAGCCCCCCGCGGGCUGCCACACAACCAGCCAGCUGCCCUGCCACCACGGGGUGCCAGGGGGCCACAGCCCCCCGCCGCCCCGCCAUCUUCCCCUGAGGAGACUGCCUUCCUGGCCGUGCUCAUCACCAGCGGCCCCAAGUACAGCGAGCGUCGCAGCAUCAUCCGCAGCACAUGGCUGUCAGCCGCUGGGCGUCCCCCUCACGAUGACAUCUGGAGCCGCUUCGUGAUCGGCACGGCAGGGCUCGGGGCAGAGGAGCUUCGUAGCCUGGAGCUAGAGCAGAGCCGUCACAGAGACCUUCUCCUCCUGCCGGAGCUGCGGGAUUCCUACGAGAACCUGACUGCUAAAGUCCUGGCCACGUACGUCUGGCUGGAUCUGCACCUGGACUUCCAGUUUGCCCUGAAGGCCGACGACGAUACCUUCGUACGCUUGGAUGUGCUCGUGGAAGAGCUGAGAGCCAAGGAGCCACGUCGCCUCUACUGGGGCUUCUUUUCUGGCCGCGGCCGGGUGAAGUCUGGCGGCAAAUGGAAAGAGAGCGCCUGGGUGCUCUGUGACUACUAUCUACCGUAUGCUCUGGGUGGUGGUUACGUGAUUUCUGCAGAUCUGGUGCACUAUUUGCGUCUUAGCAGAGACUACCUGAACAUGUGGCAGAGUGAAGAUGUCUCCCUGGGGGUUUGGUUGGCUCCCAUCGAUGUGAAGAGAGUGCACGAUCCUCGUUUUGACACUGAGUAUAAGUCCCGAGGUUGCAACAAUAAGUAUAUAGUAACUCAUAAGCAAAGCAUCGAGGACAUGCUGGAAAAGCACCAGACCCUGGCUAAAGAAGGAAAGCUCUGUAAGGAGGAGGUUAAGCUCAGGCUUUCCUACAUGUAUGAUUGGGGAGUGCCUCCUUCACAGUGUUGCCAAAGGAAGGAUGGCAUCCCGUGAAAGUCUGAGGAAGGAAAAGGCAGAAUGUUGGUGGACUUCCUGAGCUUGGUUGCUGUUACUUGGGAAGAAUCCCAGUAACUAGGGCUUAAAAAUUACUCAAAAGAUUUUGCACGAUUCAUUAUGUCACGAUCAAUGAAACCCUGAAACUGCUAAGAGCUACCAAUGUGGCAUGAUGUUUAAAAAGAAAGAGAUGACAGAGCCUGGAAAGGCUCAUACAACAGGAUUCAAGGCAAAUAAUAGGUUGCAAAACAUGGAUAGCACAGAAAAUUUGGGGGAGAUAACUUGGAUGAAAAGUUGCUGGAAGAUUUUUAACCUAAGACCCUAAGAUUUAUUUGCUAAAGAUCAUGACAGGCCUUUCUGCUAUCUCUAAGAUUGUGAAACUAGCAUCUGCCGUUUAUUUCUUGGCAAGGAACGAGUGUCAGUUUGGCAAGUCUGGAGAUUCUAAUGGGGCUGCAAAUCAGUUGCUAAUGCCAGUGGGAACAGGUGGCUAGUUAUUGACACAAGCAGUCAAGUGAAGGGAACAAUUUUACCUAGGAUAUUCCCUCCCUGGGGAGGGAGAGAGAGGCUGUACUUUGACAAGUGCUCUGAUUUACAAAAAUGGAAUUAUUAGACCUUCUGUGUAACUUGCCUCUAAGCUUUUUGUUGUUUUAAAGACAUCAUGUACAUAAGUUAUCUGGCAGCUAUGGAAUAAGUCUGUAUUUAGACAGGUGGAUGAGUUAUGGUGUUUGGCAGAUAUAGAAUAUAUUCUCUUAUUUUGGGGCAAGUAGUUAUGCUACAAAGCUAGCCUUCAGUUGUUAGGCAUAGGUGUUUUUUAGCUUAUCCUCCAAGCACACUGUGUAUGAGGAAACAUUUCCCCUCGCAACAGUAAGUAAGCUCACUGACUACUACGAGGUCAGACAUUGUAAGUCUUCAGAUUUAUGUUGUUCUGGAUUACUUCUGUAAAGUGUAAAUUAGGAAGAUUAGAUCAGUGGAAACUAUUUGGAGUUCAGACAAGAUUGCCCUAACACGGGUACCUCAGCUAAGAAAGUAAAUUCUCUAUGUAGUCAAGAGAGAUAGGAAUUUUGGGGGGUGGGGGAACCUGUUUUAGGAGAACCUGGUCCCUUUUCAAGAGCUACAUUGCAACCUAAGGAGACUAAUCCCCCAACAGUCACACUGAGAUGCCCAAAGCCAGGUUGUGUGGAUUCCCUCCUUCUCUCCAAUAACACCAUAGAGUGGAACUAAACAUAAUUUUACAGGAGGUCUAAGUUAAUUGCUCAAGUGAUAAUGUCAGUAAAUGGUAUUAUAUCCAUUAGUCCCGUCUACACUACAGAUAAUUCUAGCACUGACAGAGCUUGUCAGCAUCAAAUGCAGUAUCGAACAGUAAAAGCAGACAAGACAUUCUUGGCUGUAGAACAGAUCACUUCCACAAUUUCUCCAUGUUACUUAUCUUCAAACCUUUAGGUAAGCCUGUAAUUCGGCAUUUUUGAAUGGCAGGUGCUCUAAUACACAGAAAUACUUCUUUUUCCAGUACUAGUACAGGGCUGCUGACUUCCAGUAACCUUUGUCAGCUACAGAUCUUUCAGUAUAAGCAGAAUUUUACUUUUAUGCCCAAAGGGCAUUCAUAAUUAUCAGUUUUACUGUUUGUUGCACACUGCACUUUCAUACAAUUUCAUUCCCUCCUCUCCCUAGUUCAGUGUCUGUUCCCACCUGCAGGAAGAGACAAACUGCAAAGGAAAAAAAAAAAAAAAGGGGGUGCCAAUGUCUCUGUAUUUUUGCUUCUUAAAUUAGCAAGUGAGCAAUUCAUACCAAAGGAAUCAAGAAUGGGGUUUGGGUUUUUUUGUUAUUCUUGUUUUGAUUAAAUUAUUGAGGAUUAAGAAUAGUCUUCUACAGAGGCUGAUAAUUCUCUUUUUUUUUUUUUGAAAACUUGAACGAAUCUUUGACUUCCUUCUAAAACAAAGUUAAAUUAAGAUACUGAAAAAAAAGAAGUUAUUUUAGCGUGUGUCCAUUCUAAUGCAUGCUUAUGUAUUGACGGAUAGGCAGAUGUUCUUUUCAGCAAGGUAUACUAUUCCAAAACAAGAAUUUAACGAGAUUACAGGAAAUUUAAAUUGGCUUUAGCAUUUUAAAAAAAUACCUAUUAGCUAUUUGGGGUUCCCUAGUAUUGUGUAUAUAUAUAUGUGGUUAAACGCUUGUAAUGUGAGUAUUUAUUUAUAAUUAUUGAAAAUGUAUUAUGUAUAGAAAAAAUAAGAUAGUUAAAUGUCAUUUUACAUUUGUUGAAGGAGGUACUGUAAUGUCCAUGAGAAUGGCAUAUCAAGCAGUGCUUGAGUUUCUUGGUGUAGAAGCCAUUAUUUAAAGUACUGGGAUCUGAACUGCAGACGAAGAGUCUACUGCAUGUCUCUCAAGCUAGUAAGAAUGUACUGUUUAUCCAUUUUUACCAAUAACUGUGUUCAUGGAGGUUGUUUUCGUUGUUGACUUUGACUCUCCCUGCCCGCAACCCCCAUCCCCACCCCACCAAAAAAAGUAUUUUUCAUUGUUGGCAAAACUAAUGGCAGAGAAAUGCUGGAUCUCCAGCUGAUAUUUGACCCCGUGGAAGACAUUAUGCAUACAAAUACUUAAGAAAUUCCCUUGAAGAGUUUCUCACACAGGUGUCAGGAAUACGACGUGCACCCCGAAAUACCUGGCACAGCAGAUCCCUGGACUGUGGCAGAGCCGGUGCCUGGGUGCGCUGCCUGCGUGCUGGCGAGAUGGAGCGCAGAACCAGCAGUGACCACUCUUAACACUCUUGAUAUCGGGUCUGACACAGCUUCGUUACGCCCUUUCCUAUUUAAGGUUACCCGUGUUUUGCUCUAGUUGCAAAACAAAUCAACAUGGAAGGUUUGACAGAUUCUUUUCUUACGGUAAGGGGGUUUAGUUUUCAGUAGGCACCCCCUUACUGCAAAUAUAGCACUUUGGCUUCAAUCCCAGUUAAUCCCACAAAAGUAAAAGAUGAAGUUUUUAGACUUUUUUGCUAUUUUAAAAGCAAAUUAAAUCAUUUGGGAGAGAGCAGACAUCCCACAUGUUGUGUCAAAAAACACAGAAAAACAUUAACUAGCACAGGAUUUCUUUUUUAUAUAUAUAUUACAAGAAAGAAUGUGCAUGUGAGAGACCUAUUGGUGUUAUUUUGAAUAAUCAGGAAACAUCCAUCUAUUGCCUGAGUGAGUCACCAAGGUUUUAAAACUUACAGUUUCAGUCCAAAAAUUCAUUUUUGAGCGCAUUUUUUCUAAAGCAAGAUAUAAAGCACAGUUUGAACAACAUAUGGAUUGAGUAUUUUAGUAGUAGUAAUUAAAGGCUUAUCUUUCAUACCUUCUCAGGACCGGGUCCCGUAUUUCCUGACAUCAUCUCAUCUAGUAUAUGAUGUUUUUAUACUUGAAAACUGUGGUGUAAUCUUUGUCCUUCUUGAAAGUCAGUGGGUCCAGCCUUUGGAGGAUGUUGAAGUGCUGCUGAGUCUUUAUUGCAGCUAUAUGAAACUGGAAAGUUUUGUUCUGGGCCUUAGUGAAAAUUAAAUUAUCCAGGAACAGAUUUAUCUUCUUGUUUGUAGCCAUUCUUAGUGGCAAUGGGUUAGCGAUAUGUUGGCCUUUUUAUUUAAAUAGCGUUUCUGAUGGUUUCCAAGUUUUCAUAAUACUUUGCAUUUUUAAUAUUAUUGUUAGUACAAGGAAAAAUUAUCACCUCAUCUUUUCUAGAUAUCGAUGUUACACACUCUUAAGUUGGGCAGCUGUGUCAAGUCUGUGAGGCUAUGUUGGCAUCCGUUCAGGACUGCUGUUGAGCUGAUCGGUAACACUCUUCAGCUUUUUAUUAUUUUUAAAAAACAAAAAUCCAUAAUCAGGCAUUUAGCAUUCUACCAGAGCUAACAGAUGCACUAGAGAAAUUAAUUGUUCAUGACAUGUCCCCUCCAUGAUCAUAUCUAAGACUUGAUACCGACGUAUUUAAAGCUGACAAUGGCAUAAACUCAACUGCAAAGUUGAUUUUAUUUUCCAGAGAAUUUUUUAAAGUUAUGUGCAACAUGACUUAAUUGCUUUAGUGUGUAAAAAUAAGUAACUAAAACAUUAAUUUCCAUACUAAAUAAACCAACAGUUAUAUUUAAAAAAAAACAACCCUCAGGCUUCCAAGAAUUCCUAGUCAGUUCAAGAUUUUAAAAAAACCAAACCCAACUUAGAAAUUACUAUUCCUGUAAGUGAAUCCUUUCAUUUCUCAAUGUCUAGCCUUGUUUGUGUGAAGUUUGCUCAAAUCCAGCUUCUACCUGUCAUACUUUUGACAAAUGUUACGUUUUCUGUAGUUGAAAUGCCUCUUUUUUGAGCACUGAAACUGGGAUUUCGUAUCUGUUAACAUUAAUGUUUUGGGGGCCGAGGGUGUUGGCUUUGCAGAUUUGAUGAAACGCCCAGCAGGAAGGGGGGGGUGUGCGUGAUUAAGGGAAGGUGAUUAAGAAUUGCAUUUCUGUUCCUUUCUGUUCAGCAUCAGAGUUGAAAUACGGGUUUGGUAUUGCUGUACGCUUGACAAACUGUCGACACCUUCCCUCCUCUAUAUUUUAUUUAGAACACACUGCCUGCGAGACUCAAAUCUGUUGCUACUUGUACCGGUGUAAGAUAUGCUUUUACCUUGGGACUGGAACUACUUUAUGCCAACAUAAUAUGCCAGUUCUUACUUUCUAAUACAGACUCUUUAGGUAAUGUCUAGUAAAACUUGGAAACGGAUCAGUCUGUUACUUGUAGCCUGUCUGAAGCUGAAGGAUACCGCGUAAUAAGUGUGCCUUUAUGAACCAGAAUUCGCGUGGGGUACUGUGCUGAGUGUCUUCUAAACGAGUGAAUGAAAUUGCACAUUUUUUUGCAGCCGCAUAACUGGACCGUUUGGGGGGCACGGUGUGGCACACCCUUUAUUUGCUCAGCAUUUAGGUAGGAAAUAAACUGCUAGAAACCUGAAGCUAGCUAAGAUGAUGAAAACUCUUGGUAAUUGCGUAAGCGUAUCGUCUAUGUAUUGAUGUCCUUUCAUGUAUGCCUUUAUUGGCCAAAGGAUCUGUGUGCUGUGAUUUUUAAUAAAAGACU